Molecule: messenger RNA, 953 nt
Organism: Nerophis lumbriciformis (worm pipefish)
Lineage: Eukaryota; Metazoa; Chordata; Actinopteri; Syngnathiformes; Syngnathidae
Source: RefSeq, a predicted model, not a curated record
UACAUCAAUAAAAUGAUCGGGACCAGCUGUCCGAGUUAAGAUGGCCACUACGCUGGAGAAACAUCGAGUGUUUAUUCAUAUCUAUGAUGAAAAGUCCAUGGCAGUUCCCUGGGAUUAAAAAGAAAGAAAAUCACGUUUUCGUGGGGCUAUCAUGGCUGAACAAGGUACGAGCUGACCAGGGAGUAGAGAACGUGGACAUCGCCCGGUUUAUGUUCACAGUCCGUGGCAACAAUCGUGGAAGUUUCAUUUCGGGAAAGAGUAUCCACAAUCAAAGGAUAGAGCGGUUAUGGCGAGAUUUGUGGAUCUCUGUAUCGUUCAAGUAUUCCAACCUUCUGUACACUCUUGAAGAAAAUUACAUACUGGACAUCUCGUCCAUAGACGACAUAUUCUGUGUCCACUACGCAUUUCUUCCAAGACUCAAAAAAGACUUGGAGAUCUUCACUGAAGGCUGGAACCACCAUCCAAAGCGCACUGAGGGAAACCGAAGUCCGAUGCAGAUGUGGGAAUGUGGACAGAUGUUCAACAACAGUGAUGCUUAUUCUGAGAACAUUGCAGAUCUUCAAGAGCCGUACAUUGAUUGGGAGACUGCGGCUCAUUACAAUGGCAACAACUCGGAACCUGAAACUGGCAUUGUGGUGCCUGAAUAUGAUUGCCCUCUAACUGAGGAGGAGCUGAAUGAACUCCAAACUCUCAUUGAUCCGACUGAUCCAAACUUGACUAAUGAACAACUAUACAUUGUCUGCCAUGAACAUGUGAAACGACUGCGCAUACAAUGGGUUUGGAGUUCAUUCAUCCUCACUGAGCAAAGACUGAUCCAAAACACAUCUCCAAGGCAUCAUCUCUCUACUUACAUUGGAUCGAACCUAAAUCUCCUGCAUGACAAACUCAAUGUUACUUCGGAUGCACUGAUGGUCCAGAUGGUAGAAAUCUCACCUGUCAUGCAGGAGGUUUAG